GGGAUACACGCGUGAUUAAGGAAAACUCUCUGUAUCCACCGGGUGAUAAUAACAAACGUAAACCUCUACCGCUGCUUGCCACGUGCCCUCUGGGUCCAUCCACCGCUUUGCUCCAGCCGGUCUUAUCUCUUCGCGUCCUUUGUCCUCCGCACGUCUUGGUUGCUCGUCUUUUUCCCCUCCUCAUCUCUGGUCAUCCCACUCGAAGGAGAAAAGCUCCCAUGGCAACGUACGCCGGCCAUCCCGCCCAGCUGCAGCGAACCAGGGAGGAGCGACGGCGCUCACCACCUGCUACAUCCCCGUCGCAACGGUGGGUGCUGAAGCCCCGAACGCCACCACGGCGGUGCUGCAACCCAACGGAGGCGACACAACACGCGGGAGGAGGCGCCUGCUCGUCAUUGCUGCCGGCGAUGCGAUGCCGCGCUUGACCACGACCACCGGUGUUGUGACGCGGCGCUCACCCAGGCCCGCCGUGCUGCGAUGCAAAUCGUCCACGACAACCGUCAUCGACACCCGCUGCAUAGCAGCUCCGGCGAAGUCGACGGCUGCUGAAGUGCACCUCCGGCGGAAUCAAUGUUGGGCGCAAUUCCUAUGCUCGUGGCUACACCUCCGUUGCCGGCGACGAGCUCUUGCAUCAGCCCAGCUGCUUGUUCUCACCGGCCACGGCGGAUCUCGUCAGCCCCAUUCUCGCAGCAAUGGCGAUGCAUCUCGUAGACGACGGGCGCUACUCCGCUGCUCGUGACCCACGUCCCCGCUGCCGGCAACAACGAUGCUCCUCGACGCCGCCACUCGCGGCACCACCGACGCACUACGCAUGCUGCAUGGUUAAGCAUCUCGCCGUCGUUGUGUUACACUGAUGCGUCUGUGCACUGGGGUUCAGCUGGACGAAGAUGAGCUUCUGUUAGGAAGAUGAUUCAGAUUAGAAGCUGAAAGGGCAGGGCGUGGAACGUGGGAAACGGGUGGGCUGCUUUAAGAUUUGUAUUGCCAGGUGUCACGCAAGGAAUCGGGUCUCCAAUUUCGUUUCGUACGACCGGGUCUUAGAUUUUCUUCCCCCUCCGAUCCCACGGGAUGUCGACGCGGGACGGCUGAACUUUAAUCUAGAAAAGUUCCCGGUGAAUCGGAGCCGACUGCCGUGCACACGUGAACGUUCCGGUGACCCGUCGCCGUCGAGCCGACCAAACCAGAAGCCGCCGGCACGACGAGUCGCCCGAACGCGCGGGGAUUUGGUCCCGGCACACGCGCCAACGCCGCGACGUGGAGCAGCGCCGCGCACAAGCGCCGCGCGUUCCCAGCCGCACGACUCGCAUCCACUUCCCUUCGCGCCACCCACCCUCCGAUCGUUCACGGGCUGACGAUGGCCGCGCUCGCAGAUCUCGUGUCGCGCCCCGCGGAAUGGCCGGGGGCCGCGAUGGCGGCGCUCGCGGCCGCCGUGUUCGCGGCCCUGGACGUCGUCGACGUGCUCCUCUGCCUCGUCUACGGCGUCCUCGACGGAUUCCUGGAGGAGAGCCCGCUCGGCUGCUACUGUCAGCGGAGCCGGGGAAAGGCCCCGGCGGGGGAGGAGGACGACGGGGUGUCCGACACAUUGUACGUCCGGAGGAGCGCGUGCCGGGACGCGCUGCUGCGGCUCCUCGGGCCGGUCGGCGGGGGGACGAGGAGGAAGGAGGACGCGUCGCCGGCGAAGGCGCGGAGCCCGAGGUGGUCCGACUGCGGAUGCGGGAAGUGCGGGAAGUGGCGGAGCAACGGCGGCGACCGGCUGCACUUCGUCCUGCAGGAGCCGACGGCGCCCAACAAAGGUGCAGAGGAGACGCGAAGCGAGAGUGACCGCGGAGACGACGCCAUCUUCAUCCACGGCUUCACGUCCUCCUCCUCCUUCUGGGCGCAGACCGUGUUCCCCGAACCCGCCGCCGCGAACCACCGCAGGCUGAUCGCCGUGGAUCUCCUCGGCUUCGGCGACAGCCCCAAGCCGGUGAACUGCGCGUACACGCUGCAAGACCACGUCGAGGCCAUCGAGCGGAGCCUCAUCGACCCGCUCCACCUGGGCUCCUUCCACCUCGUCAGCCACUCGAUGGGCUGCACCAUCGCCAUCGCCCUGGCCGCCAAGCACCCGGCGCGGGUCAAAUCGGUCACGCUCGUCGCCCCGCCGUACUUCCUGCCGUGCGAGGAGAGGGCGAGCCAGGUGGCGCUGCGCAGGCUCGCCGAGAAGAAGCUCUGGCCGCCGUUGCUGUUCGGCUCGGCGGUGAUGUCCUGGUACGAGCACAUCGGGAGGACCAUCUGCUUCGUCGUCUGCAAGAACCACCGGUUCUGGGAGUGGCUCAUCAAGAUCGUCACGCGCACGAGCGGCGUGGACAUCGUGGUGAGGGACCUGACGAGGCACACGCACCACUCGGCGUGGCACACGAUGCACAACGUGAUCUGCGGCGGGGCGAGGGCGCAGGACCGGAACCUUGAGGCGCUGGCGGCGGCGGGGGUGCCGGUGAGGGUCGUCCACGGCGACGGGGACCAGGUGGUUCCGGUCGAGUGCAGCAGCCGCCACCUGAAGUCGAAGCUCCCGCACGCGGAGCUGCGUGUUGUCGGCGGACGCGACCACCGGACGGUGGUGUUCGGCAGGGAGGAGGAGCUGGCCCAAGAGCUCCGGGCGUUCUGGUCGGGCUGCGAGAAGGUAGGGUGUGCAGGCUAAUGGAUUCUGGAUAGUCAUAGUGUACAGAACUACAUGAGGAAACUUUUUUUAACACAAUUACAGGAGGAAACUGUAGGAAACAUGUUGUUCUUCUGUUGACAGCAGCGGGAUUCUUGCUCGUAUUUUUUUUUAGAA
Molecule: messenger RNA, 2809 nt
Organism: Triticum aestivum (bread wheat)
Lineage: Eukaryota; Viridiplantae; Streptophyta; Magnoliopsida; Poales; Poaceae
Product: probable lysophospholipase BODYGUARD 4
Exons: 4
Coding region: 1352-2674 (440 amino acids)
Source: RefSeq, a predicted model, not a curated record